Messenger RNA from Chara braunii, 675 nucleotides. The record is from the annotation of a GenBank genome assembly. Lineage: Eukaryota; Viridiplantae; Streptophyta; Charophyceae; Charales; Characeae.
GGUAGACCUGCGCAUAGAGACGGGAGAUCGCCAUGUUAGAUACGCAGUGCCACGUCAGCAGUGCCACGUCACACAGUGCCACAUCAGCAGUGCCACGUCAGCAACAGUGCCACGUCAGCAGUGCCACAUCAGCAGUGCCACGUCAGCAUUGCCAAGCAGUGCCACAUCAGGAGUGCCACGUCAGCAGUGCCACGUCAGCAGUGCCACAUCAGCAGUGCCACGUCAGCAGUGCCACGUCAGCAACAGUGCCACGUCAGCAGUGCCACGUCAGCAACAGUGCCACCAUGACGGGCACAGCUCUGGGCAUGCCAGGCCAACUGGCCAACGAGUCUCUUGCCGACUACAAACAGCGGUUCCAGGCUCAGCUCGCUCAGAUCGAGGCUGAGGAACAGCGCCAGCUGGCAGCCGAGGCUGCCCGCCUACAGGCUGAAGCAGCGGCAACAGCUGAGAAGCAGCGGCUACAGGCCGAAGCAGACGCAGAUACCCAGGCACGCCGCGAGGAGGCCCAGGAUCUGCUGCAGCGGCAUGGAGCUGCCAGCAUCGAAAGACUCAAGUUCUGGCACUUUGAACCGUCCAACGGCGACGAUGCGACACCGGAAGAGUAACAUAAGGAGUUCCUCUCCAAACUCGUGACACGGUUGUUGUACGCUUGCAACUACCUACGGCCCGAGUUAG